CGCGUUGUCGCAACAGAGAGGAAUGAGCUGGGACCUGAGCCACCUCGGCGCCAAGUACCCAUGGCUGCAAGUGAAUGCGUCGACGUUGGAAGAGUUCCGAGCACCUUUCGACUGGUCCAAGAAAGCGACACCAGGAUGUCGCGAAGAAGACGAUAAAUCCACCAAGAAGUCCAGUCCUCCUUCUCGUCAUCGGCGCCACAAACCCCAUCACAAAGCCAUGCCGUCUCACACAACCGCCCGCCAAGUGCUUCUUAUGAACACCCGAGAUCACUUAACCGAUGCUGUUGUGCUUCAGCGGUACGAGCAGUCGUCUGUCCAACUAAGACAAACCAAGAGCAUGGUCAAUGUUCUUGAACCACGAGAACCAACGUCGCCAUCAUCGACAAAGCAUGAAGUAGAAGCACCUCCCCCCCCAUUAGCGACACUUAGAGUAGGUACUCAAGUGACGACCGUUCCGUGCACAUUGCAACGAACGAAAGGCCCAACAGCAUCACUGUUCAUUGCGUCCACUACAUGUCACAAAGCAGCGCCCACGCCUUCGCAUGUACACCCCCGAACGUUCGCAUCGCCACCGUCGCACCACUCAGCAGCCCAAACUUCAACGAAGAAGCGAUCGAUGCACAAGGACCAUCCCGCAGCCACCCAUCCCGGUGGACUCUUGCAGCCGUACGCAGCUCCCUCGGCGCAGUCCUUUCAACCAUCUCAAUAUCAUCAUCGCUCGGACAACACGAAUUCGGCUGCUAUGCUUGCCAAGCAAUCGCAAGACCUCCACGAUGCUCUUGCAAAAGUCAAGAGCGAUGAGCUCGCCCUCCUCAAAUCGGUUGACGAGACCAUCGAAGCACAGCGCGCUACCAUCCCACUGCAAUUUCUUUUUGAACGAAACAUGUCAGCAUAUUGCAUCGAGAAAGGCGUGGAAACGAUUCUGCAUGUGUUUUCGACCCUCCAAGCCAAGUACCUCUGUCAAGGCUUUACAAGAUGGCACCAAGUCACAACGGCACUUCGAAAGGCAGAAAUUCGGCGGGCCACGGAACAACGAGUUCGAGCCAAUGCAAUUGCACUCUUCAAUCGCGUUGCGGGGGAUUGCUUGAUGGGCAAUACAAAACGCGCAUUGCACCGAUGGCAUCGAGCGGUCCAGCGAAUGGUGGCGGACGAGCGGAAUGCGGCGGCCACGACAAUUCAAAAGCACGUCAAGCGCCGCCGCGAUGCCCGGUUUGUGCAGCAAUUGCGGGAGGAACGCGCUGCAAGCGAUGCACGCAACGCUGCUCGCAUUCUGCAGCUGCUUGCGUUGGAAGCGUCUGGAAGGAAACAAUUGUGGAUCAUUCGGGAGCAUGCAGGAAGGAUCCGCGAACGCAGAGCCUAUGAAGCGAAGAUGCGCGAAGAAGCAGCCCUUUCGAUCCAGAGAACUUACCGUGGUUUUCGUGGACGCGUCCACGUGCAAAACUUGCGGCGCCUUGUGGCAGACGCAUUUGCCGUGGCGGAAGCCAUCAAGCAAGCGGCAUUGCAAUCGCUUCGUAAGAAUUCGACGUUUAUCCAAAGCAUCGUUCGGAUGUUCCUCGUUCGGCUUCGCCUGCACAACCAGCGCAUGCUCGAUGCAAUUCGCUCCGACAACGCCCUAACGAUCCAGCGAGCGUGGCGAACAAAAAAAGGCAAGAAGGUCAUGGCAUCCCGAUUCGCCAAACGAAAGAUGUCGAUGGAGGAAAUUGCCGAGCGUGAAGCAUUCAUGGCGCGGCAGAGAUUUUACGCUGAGAUGGAGAAGAAACGCCAGGCAAGCGCAAUUGUUAUGCAACGCCGCAUCCGUGGAUACCUCGCAAGAAAGCAUGUUCGCCUCAUGCGCAAUGCGCGGCGACUCGAUCAUGCCGCAAGGCGAAUGCAAGCAGCUUGGCGAAAGUCCAAGGGAAGAGUCACGCGCCUCAAAGCCGACCUAGUGAAAGAAGCAUUGCGGGAAGUCUAUCGUCGUGAACGCGUUGCCCUUGAAGACAAGAAGAAGUGGGUGGAGCAGUUGGACAUGGAACAGUAUAAGGCCGAUACAGUGCUUCGAAAGGAGCGCGAGCGAAAGUUGCAGAUUGCCCAGCAAGAAGAAGAAAUUGCAAGGUUGGAUGCGCAAACCAAUGCGUAUAAACUACAGGCGUUGGAGGCGCAAAAGACACUCAAGGCAGCUCAACUUGCUGCUUGGAAACCCAUGAAUGACGGAUUCGGCAAUAUAUUUUACAGCAACGAGCUGACUGGGGAAACAACAUGGGACGUGCCCGAUGUUUUGCUACCGAAAGUACAACUCGUCGAGCGAGAAGAAGACUGGGAAGAAUUGUAUAACCCUCACACGGGCCAGAUAUACAAGCACAAUCGUGUCACUGGGGCUGUUAAGAUGAACGAAGGCCUGAUCCACUGUGGGAUUUGUUUCCAGUGCGACAACCGUGCGAGCUAUCACUGCUCGACGUGCGAGUCUGGAUUCCAGUUCACGUGCGAAAAAUGUUUUGCUUCGACACAUGCGACCUCAGAGUACACUGCACACAACACAACUCACUUCCGCCCAGGAUCAGCAUUGUGCAGCCAAUGCAACAAAAUGGUUGCACUCCGUGGGUGUCCCGAAUGCCAAGACAAGUUUUGCGUCGAAUGUUUUGGGCUUACCCAUGCCAAGGGAAAGAAGAAGACUCAUGUUCCAAACGUGCUAAACGUGGUCAAGAUGCCGCUGGGUGACGAUACCGACGCAUAUUGCACCGAAUGUGACGUCGAGUUGUGCACGAAGUUGUGCAACUUGUGUGGCGACGGGUUUUGCGACUCCUGUUUUGCAACGCUGCAUGCCAAAGGUCGAAAAGCAGAACAUACGUAUGUUGCUUGGAAAGAAAUCACUCAAGCAGGGGACUGGAUUGAGAUCUAUGAAGGCAAAAUCCCCAUGUACUACAAUAUUGUGACCAAGGAGGGUUCUGCGGAGAAGCCAAGUGUGUUGUUGUUGGGUGUUGAGCGGCAUCGUGACAUGAUUGCUGAAAAAGUACGAGAACGAAAGAAGGCAGAGGGCGAGAAGGAGAGCGAAUUGGUCUCACUACGCGAGCAAGUCAAGGCUUUGGAAGAGGCAGCAGAGUUAGCCCGGCGGCAAAAGCAGGAACUUGAAUUGCUCAAUGAAAACCCACAGGUUCUGGCGAAACCAUUGAAGAAAAAGUGGUGGAAGUCCAAGGCACAACUGGCCAGAGAAAAUGCCGAGAGGGAGAACCAAGUCGUACUGUCUCUCAUGCUCACGAAGCAGCGACAAGAACAGCUCCAUCGACAAGCCAUGGAAAUUGGGUCCAAGGAAUAUGCCAACUCUAUUGUUGCAGACAUUGUCCAGGCAGAGUAA
Aphanomyces invadans is the source of this 3328-nucleotide messenger RNA. RefSeq lists its product as hypothetical. The transcript is spliced from 10 exons. Lineage: Eukaryota; Oomycota; Saprolegniomycetes; Saprolegniales; Verrucalvaceae. Gene Ontology annotation, molecular function: zinc ion binding; protein binding. Bases 23 to 3328 code for a protein of 1101 amino acids. The record is from RefSeq and is a predicted model, not a curated record.